This is a messenger RNA of Tachysurus vachellii, 4679 nucleotides long. RefSeq names its product StAR related lipid transfer domain containing 8 (gene stard8). The transcript is spliced from 12 exons. Gene Ontology annotation, biological process: regulation of Rho protein signal transduction; actin cytoskeleton organization; signal transduction. Gene Ontology annotation, molecular function: lipid binding; GTPase activator activity. The coding region runs from base 181 to 2988 and encodes 935 amino acids. The record is from RefSeq and is a predicted model, not a curated record. NCBI's taxonomy places the organism in Eukaryota, Metazoa, Chordata, Actinopteri, Siluriformes, Bagridae.
CUGUCUCUCUCUCUCUCUCUCUCUCUCUCUCUCUCUCUCUCUCUCUCUCUCUCUCUCUCUCUCUCAGCCUCUCUCUUCCCCAUCGAUAUCUCCUCAGUCAGGAGGGAUCAUGAGUUUUUGGAUCAUGACUCCGUGCGAGCGUUAUGCAGGAGAUUGACGACUCUGAACAAAUGCGCUGCUAUGAGUCUAGAAGUUCACUUCCGCUGUAAACAGAGUGAGGAUUCUGAGGAGGAUGAUGCAUGUGCACUCAGCUCCCGUUGGGCGUUUCAGCGUGACAGUAAAACUUGGUCCCGCCUUCAGACCCACAGCGAAGGUGUCACCACCCUGCGGCCAUCAGCAAGCAGCGACAGUGUCCUAAGUGAUGUGACGUCAUUGACCUCUGACCUCAGCCUCAGCAGCCUGAGUCUGGACGUUGCCCGGGAAACCACCUCUCUGGAGGUGACCACCUACUGCGAGGCCACAGAAUGUGAUGGCGAUGACUCCUCCUCUCCGCCGCCUUCUGUCAGAGAAAAGGUCAAACGUUCUUCCAGGCUCUUCUUGCGACGAAUGGAGUCUCUACGGCGACAGAAAGAGGCGGUUGCUAGGGGUGUUUCCACAGAAACUCAUCCCCAGGUGCCAAAGUUACAUCCAGCAUUUAGCUUGCCAAAAAGGACUGUGAAAGGAAUCAGUGCUUCAGAGGGGGUGGGAUGGAGGUCACGUCCGAGGCGGCAUAGCAGUGAUGACCAAUCAGCUGCUGACGUCAAGCCUCAGAGGGCAUGUCUGUAUCUCGAGGACUACCAGUUAGCAUGGGAGCGGUCCAAACUGACACGUCAGAGGAGUCACCCAGGGGCAGUAGGGCGGCUCGUUCAUCUUCCUUUGGAUCACAAACCUGGAACGUUCCCCAGGUCGCUGUCUAUCGAGAGUGUGUGUCCGCCUUCUUUUUCUCACCGUAGCGAGCUGAUUGGCUGGCCAGGAGAGGAUGGAGAAUUCUCAUUGGAUGGCACCAGCAGUUGCCUGAGCGAAUCACAGGACUUUAUUUCACCCAUGCUGAGAAAACGGCAAACCUCGGUGGAUUCAAUAAACUCGGUUUAUGACAACGUUCCUGACGUUUUCACGGUUUCUCCAGAAGUCCCCGAAGUUUGCGUUCAGAGCUCGGAGGACGUGUUCCAGCAUCUGGAUGCCAUUUUGCAGCACAUCCACGGACUGCAGGACAACAUCGACAAGUGGUCGAACUCCCUGAGACAACAGCUGGACGAGACUGAGUCGAUGACGGAGACUACAUCACCCAGCAUGCUUCAGGACGAGGAGCGCUCGGAUUAUGAAAGUGCAGGCAAUUCGCUGAACGACGGAGACGGAGAUGGAGACAUGAGGGAAAGGAGGGAUUCGGGAGUCGGAGCGUCUCUCACUCGACCCAGCAGAAAGCUGCGAUGGCACAGUUUUCAGAAUUCGCACCGACCGAGUGUGACGUCAGCGUCACAGGAGAUUAACCAUCAGUCAGCAGCACAGCUGAACCUGCUGCAGAAAUACAGCCUGCUGAGACUCACAGCCAUCCUGGAGAAACACUGUGACACGGGCAGACAAGGACGGAGCUGGACGGUGCCCAAGUUCAUGAAACGUUCUAAAGUUCCUGAUUACAGAGACAAGCGAGUGUUUGGGGUUCCACCGAUCGUAAACCUCCAGCGCAGUGGUCAGCCCCUCCCCCAGAGCAUACAGCAGGCCAUGAGGUAUCUGCGAAGCCAGUGUCUCGAGAAGGUGGGAAUAUUUCGGAAGUCAGGAGUGAAAUCCCGGAUUCAGGCCUUGAGGCACCUUAACGAUAAUUCCCCUGAUCAUGUGACCUAUCAGGGCCAAUCAGCUUAUGAUGUUGCUGACCUGCUGAAGCAGUAUUUCAGAGAUCUGCCAGAACCCAUCCUGACCUCCAAACUCACACAGACCUUUCUGCACAUUUACCAGUUUGUCCCUCAGCAGCAGAGGUUCCAAGCGGUGCAGUGUGCUGUGUUCCUCCUGCCCGAUGAGAACCGGGAGGUUCUGCAGACGCUGCUCUACUUCCUCAGUGACAUCAGCACAGCAGAAGAGAACCAGAUGACAGCACACACACUUGCUGUGUGUCUCGCUCCCUCCAUCCUGCACCUUAACACCUCUAAACGAGACACAGCCUCACAUGGACUGAUUAGCAAACGGAGAAGAGCCAAACCAGACCACAAGGACCUGAGUGAGAACAUGGCAGCCACUGAGUGCCUGAGUCACAUGAUCACUGAGUGUAAAAAGCUCUUUCAGGUUCCUCAGGAGAUGAUGCUGCAGGCGUGUAGCUCAUACCUGUUAGCAGACGCUCAGCCAUUGCCUCUGCACGCGCUCGGAGUGAACAGACAUGGAGAACGUGUGGACUAUCGCGUUUACCUGGAGGACAAUGUGCAGUGUUUACUGAGAGAUACAUCUGAGAAGAGCAAGGGGUGGCACAGUGCACCAGGACCUCCACACACUGAGCUCUCCUACAAGAAGGUUGGAGAUGGGCACCCAGUUCGCCUGUGGCGCACUUCUGUAGAGAUCGAGGCUCCACCCACUGUGGUUUUGCACCGUGUGCUGAGAGAGCGCCACCUGUGGGACGAGGACCUGCUGCACAGCCGUGUAAUAGAGAGUCUGGAAAAUAACACUGAGGUGUUUCAUUACAUCACCGACAGCAUGGCGCCUCACCCACGCCGAGACUUUGUAGUACUCCGGCGUUGGUGCACAGAUCAAACUCGUGGUGUGUGUGUUCUCAUCUCAUCAUCUGUUGAUCACGGCAAUGUCCAGCUGGAGGCGGGGAUUAGAGCAGUGCUUCUGACGUCACGUAUUAUGAUUGAGCCAUGCGGAAAGGGGCGGAGCCGACUAACUCACUACUGCAGAGCGGAUCUACGGGGGCGCUCUCCUGACUGGUAUAAUAAAGUGUUUGGUCACCUGUGUGCGGCUGAGGUUGCUAGGAUACGUGACUCGUUCCCCGUUUUAACAGCAAGAGGACCUGAGACCAAACUCUGAGACCGAGCGAGUGAGCAGGACAAGGACAAAGUGGAAGUACUUCAUCUGACCUGAUUAGACCAAAUCUGAUCACCAAACCAAACUACUCAGAUUAGACACAUUACUGGGUCUGAAAAGUCAGCGUAUUAAAUCUAAUUAGAGAAGAUCAAACCAGAUCAGAUUUGAUCCAGUUAAAACAGAUUAGACAAAGCAAACAUUUUAAAUGAUGACAAAAAAAAACUGGAACAAAUUAGAACGUCUCUUAUUAGAUUGGAAAUCAAAUUAGAUCAGACAAUGCUGAAUCAGCACAGAUCAGGACAACACAUUAAGCUAGAUUAGAUUAGAUCGUACCAAAUUGUUUAGAAUAUACCAGUAAUAACAUAUCACUAGAUCAGAACAUAUGAAAGAUUAAACCAGAUUAGACUAAAACAGACCAGAUUAGACCAGAUAAAAAAACAAGACAAUGUAAACAAGAUAGGAAAAGAGAAUUAUUUUACACGAGAUCAGAUAGAAUCAGAUAUGAAGUUCAUAAUAGAUUAAAGAGGUUUUUAACAGAUCACACUGAACCAAAUUAGACCUGAUCAGACCUGAUUAGAUCAGAGAUUAGACCGGAUCUGAACACACCAGACCAUCAGAUCAGACAUUAUACUACAUUAGAUUAGACAAGAUUGGUAUAAAUUAAUCCACAUUAGUUCGGUUCCUUACUCUAAACUUUAAAGUUUUAAGCUCUAUGAUGAAUAUUCUCUCAGCUCACAGGCCAAAACUCCAGCAGCCAAUCAGAUGUCAGAUAUGUAAAUAUGUAAAUGAGCAGAUGAUUUGAAUAUGAAAGCUAUCAGGAAUCACACUGGAGGCAGAAACUGUCCCAGAUUUAUCACUGCAUUAUGCACUGUGUGUGUUUGCGCGUGUGUGUUUGCGUGUGUGUGUGUGUGCGCUCCAGGAAAUAAAUAUCGUAAACAGACAAAUCUGAAAAUCUGUUAAUCACACACACUUUCAAGACAAUGACUCAUGGUGUGUGUGUGUGUGUGUGUGUGUGUGUGUGUGUGUGUGUGUGUGUGAGAGAGAGAGAGAGAGAGAGAGAGAGAGAGAAACAAUAAAAAUGAGGAUCUAAAGCCAUUUUAAUUUAAAGGUAAACAUGUUUCACAGAUGGUGCAUUUUAUCAGAUUGGAUUAUUUUAAUAUUGUCGAAUUUAGCAGUAUUUUAUUUAUUACUUCUUUAAUUUAUGCAGUUUACUAAACUGAAUUUACUAAAAUCUACAGAUCAGGAAACAUUAGAACAGAGAUUAGAUUAGAUUAGAUUAGAUUAGAUUAGAUCAAGCCAAAUUAUAAAUCCUUUAAAACAUUUUGUUACAUCAUCAUCAUCAUCUUCAUCAUCGUAUUUAAAACAUCAGUGUUUCAUUCGGUCGACUGAAUUAAAUAAAUGAAUAAAAACGUGGUGUGUGUAGAACAGUGCAGCUAUUUUCAGGUUGAAAUUAUUUUCUGAACAUUUGUGUGAGUGUGUGUGUGUGAGUGCUUGUGUGUGUAUGUGUGUAUGUGUGAGUGUGUGUGUGUGUGUGUGUGUGUGUGUGUGUGUGUGUUCCUUUAUAUGCCACAUGUGCCUUAAAGAGUCCUCAGUAUAAUUUAUUCCUGUUAUUUGUAUGUUCCAGUUUCUAAAUUUGUUUUUUAAGAGAAAACUGAAGUAAACAGUUCAGAGGAUUAAAAGAUGUCUGAUUUUUA